Apaloderma vittatum (bar-tailed trogon) is the source of this 951-nucleotide messenger RNA. It is a transcript of the gene MTNR1A, whose product is annotated as melatonin receptor 1A. Gene Ontology annotation, cellular component: membrane. The coding region runs from base 1 to 951 and encodes 316 amino acids. The transcript is spliced from 2 exons. Gene Ontology annotation, molecular function: melatonin receptor activity. The record is from RefSeq and is a predicted model, not a curated record. Gene Ontology annotation, biological process: G protein-coupled receptor signaling pathway. Lineage: Eukaryota; Metazoa; Chordata; Aves; Trogoniformes; Trogonidae.
AUGGACUUGCUCGAGCAGGUUCAGACCUACAAGAAAGAUAGGGAGGGACCCUUUAUCAGGGAAUGUAUUGAUACGACAAUGAGAAAUGUGUUUGUUGUAAGCCUGGCAGUUGCAGACUUGGUUGUAGCAAUCUACCCAUAUCCACUGGUCCUCACAUCUGUAUUUCACAACGGAUGGAGUCUGGGAUACCUUCACUGCCAGAUUAGUGGCUUCUUGAUGGGCCUAAGUGUCAUUGGAUCAAUCUUCAAUAUUACAGGCAUCGCUAUCAAUAGGUACUGCUAUAUCUGCCACAGUCUCAAAUAUGACAAGCUGUACAGCAACAAGAAUUCAUUGUGCUAUGUUGUUCUUAUCUGGGUCCUAACAUUUGUUGCUAUUGUGCCAAACUUAUUUGUGGGAUCACUGCAGUAUGACCCCAGGAUUUACUCAUGUACAUUUGCACAGUCGGUGAGCUCCGCAUAUACAAUAGCUGUUGUGUUUUUCCAUUUCCUUCUUCCCAUAGCCAUAGUUACUUUCUGUUAUUUGAGAAUAUGGAUCCUUGUUAUUCAGGUAAGGCGAAGGGUUAAACCAGAUAACAACCCCAGGCUGAAACCACAUGACUUCAGAAACUUUGUAACCAUGUUUGUGGUAUUUGUACUGUUUGCAGUCUGCUGGGCUCCUUUGAACUUCAUAGGCCUUGCUGUGGCUGUCAACCCAAAAACUAUCAUCCCUAGGAUUCCAGAGUGGUUGUUUGUAUCUAGUUAUUACAUGGCAUACUUCAACAGCUGCCUUAAUGCUAUCAUAUAUGGACUCCUGAACCAGAACUUCAGAAGAGAAUACAAGAGAAUUAUUGUCACUUUUUGUACUGCAAAAGUUUUUUUCCAAGAUAGUUCUAAUGACAUGGGAGACAGGAUGAAAAGUAAACCCUCUCCGCUGAUUACAAACAACAAUCAAGUGAAGGUGGACUCUGUCUGA